AUGAGUCCAUUAUUUGAAAUUCAAGAAACUAAUGUCUAUGCAUCUGUAGAUUCAGCAUAUAAAUAUGAUGAUAACUAUAGUGUCAAUUUUUUAAAAGUGGAUCAUUUUACGCUGUGUUGUUUCGCAAAACAGAACAAUCCGAGUGUUUCGUGCGUUGCCAAAUUUGAAGGAGGAUUUUCAAGUUGUGAUGAGCUUCUGAAAAAUGAUGUGCUCAAAUAUUCAAUUUGGAUUCUUGGUCUGAUGGCCUUCCUUGGAAACUUCUUUGUUAUUGUAUGGCGAUCGUUUUCAAAGGACAGCAAUCGUGUGGCUUCAUUUCUUUUAACAAAUCUCGCUGUUGCUGAUUUCCUAAUGGGCGUGUACCUGUUGAUUAUUUCAUAUAAAGACACAGUGUGGAACGGAGUGUACUUCAAACAUGAUAUUUCCUGGCGUGCAAGCAAUUUGUGCAUAUUUGCAGGUGUUAUCUCUACUUUAUCAAGCGAGGUCUCAGUGUUAACUCUGACUGUUAUCACCCUGGAACGUAUGAUAUGUAUUAUAUUUACUCUUAAAUUUCAACGUUGGUCAAUGAAGAAAGCCUGGGGCAUAAUGAUCGUUGUUUGGUUGAUUGGACUUUGUAUUUCAAUCAUUCCGUUGCUAAACGAUGCCUAUUUCUAUGAUUAUAAACAGAAUGCACACUUUUUUGGACGUUCACCGGUCUGUCUACCACUCCAGUUAUCGAGCGAUCGGCCAGCUGGCUGGGAAUAUUCAGUGUGUGUAUUUCUCGUUUUGAAUGGUGUUUCUUUUUUAUUCAUUCUCCUGGCAUAUGUGUUUAUGUACCGCUCCAUAGUCAAGGCCGCCCGUUCAGUAAGGUCAACGAGGGUAAAGAAGGAUUCAACCAUUGCAAAGAGAAUGAUGUUCAUUAUUUUAACAGAUUUCCUAUGCUGGUUUCCUGUGAUAAUUUUAAGCAUUUUGGCUUUAACAGGAAAUUUAUAUGAUCCUUCGAAACAAGUAUAUGCUUGGGUGGCUGUGUUUGUAUUGCCCAUCAAUAGUAGCAUCAAUCCGCUACUCUAUACCUUCUCAACUCCAUACGUUCGGAAAAUGAUUCCAUCGCCUCUCAGCUGGAUUGCCCAUAAAAUAUUCAAUUGAAGGAAGAUUUCACAAAGACUAUGCAAGAACUGGCCUAAAAUAAAUUUUACUGCGCUGGGUAACAUUGUCUUCAUUUAUCUGUCUCUCCGUUUCUUUUUGGACGGCGUAGAGGAAUAUCUGAUCCAACCAACUGCUUGGUAUUACAUGAAGUAUAUCAAAGAGUCCAAUAUGUUUCUUGGGCUAACUCUAGCGUCUUAUUCUGCGGCGUCUUUGGUUUUCAGUCCAUUUAUCGGAGCCCUAAAUGUAAGACUUCAAAAUUCAAGCAAACUAAUCAUAGUGAUGGGUGGAGUAGUAAAGUUAUUAGGAAAUAUGUUGUAUUCAAUCCCGAUCAAUGGAUACUUUCCCAUGUUUGGAAGAUUUUUGAGCGGCAUGGGUUCCAGUACAUUAUCUGUCCUGUUUGGAAUAAUUGCAAAAGGUACUUUAAACGAAAAUCGUGCUCAGGCGUUUCUAUAUUUUCAAGCACUGUUUUUUGCCGGUCAAGUACUCGGGCCAACACUUGGUAGCAUUCUCACAUUCAACGUCGAUAUAUUUGGUUGGCAAAUAAACGCAGGAAAUUCACCAGGAGUAAUUAUGACGAUUUUUUGGUGUUUCUUGCUUACCUUUACGAUAUUCCUACCAAGUAAUGUUAUUGAAAAUACAAAGGAAAAACAAAGCAAUGAAAGAGUUGGUGAAAUUACUGAUACAUUCAAGUCUUCCUCAGGAACAAACAAUAUUAUUCGCCCACCAUCAAUCGUUUUUUCUUUAUUUUAUUUUACCUUCGUACUUGUUAUUUUUUACUCGGUAGUUGGGCUAUAUGUUCCGUUAUUGGCAGCGCACCGUCUUGGAUUGGGUCUUCUUCACGUGAAGCUGAUUUUUAUCAAUGGCACGUUGUUUGUCUUCAUUUUGUUUGUUUUAACUCCUCUCUUCUUGAGAAUAAUCUCCGAGAAAAAUUUACUAAUUCUUGGAAAAGUUUUUUUGAUGUUCCCAAUCUUCGUUUUACUUUAUUUUUCUGUCUCUUGGAACACAACCUUGUCAGUAAAUGCAGCCUAUCUCUUGCUUCUUACAAUGUUUAUUUUGGAAGCAAAUGCUGUAAACUUUUCCCUGAUUUGUUCAAUGCUAACAAAAUUAACUCCAGUGAGUAGCGCCUCGUUUUAUCAAGGUAUAAAUAUUGCUGUUUUGCAUUUUGGUAUUCUGGUCGGUCGUCUAAUAGCAGGAGCAACAUUUGCCAAAUUGCCAAUGAUGUACACUGGCUUUGGUCUUACAGUUUGCUGGUUAUUUUCAAUGCUGUGGUUAAGCAUUGAAUACAAGAACUUCCCUCGUGAUAUUGAACAUCGGCAAUGAGUGAUAUUGAGAUAAAUAUUCCACAAGUAUGUAGAAAAGACAAAGCUAAUGGAGAUGAAAAUGACACGUAAAAUGAUUCACAGUUUAUACUUAAAAUUAAAGCAAAGGAA
Dendronephthya gigantea is the source of this 2552-nucleotide messenger RNA. RefSeq names its product G-protein coupled receptor GRL101-like. Lineage: Eukaryota; Metazoa; Cnidaria; Anthozoa; Malacalcyonacea; Nephtheidae. Gene Ontology annotation, biological process: G protein-coupled receptor signaling pathway. The record is from RefSeq and is a predicted model, not a curated record. Gene Ontology annotation, cellular component: membrane. The coding region runs from base 1 to 1122 and encodes 373 amino acids. The transcript is spliced from 3 exons. Gene Ontology annotation, molecular function: protein-hormone receptor activity; G protein-coupled receptor activity.